AUGGUCUACUAUGUUCGAUUCCUGAAAACCCCCAGGACCCAGCAACAGAAAGGGUCCAUCUACCUCUCCGCACUUAUCUGCAUCACCACUGAUUUGGGAGACUCUUUUCUCGCUGAAGAUGUUGAUUUGAUGGUGAUAGCUGAAAAUUCCUCUCGGGUUAUUUUUGAGAAAGCGACAAAAUGGAAUGCCAGUAAUCGCGAACUCGCUAUUACCCUAGGCCCUCUCCCAUCCAAUCUGGCCCAGCAGUCUAUGGUGUUGACGGUUAAAGUGCCGAACCCACCAGGACAUGUUAUACCCCAGUAUCCCCCCAUACCAUUAGUGGUUGCUGCAACAAGUGCUCCAUUUGGGCCUCAGUCCACGCCGGCGGAGAAGCUGGUUCAACGGCGUAUUCAAUACAGCGGCUGCGAACCAUUCCCCAUGAAAAUCUGGGAAGAGACAGGAAAUAGCAUUGCCCGACACAUAUGGGAUGCGGGCCUCACAACAGUUACAUAUCUUCACAUGAUCUGUGAGAAUAUAAGGAAGAACAAAGACACAGAACCUAAAAUACCAGCUUUGAAACGGGUCCUGUCCGUCCGCAACCCACCUCUUCAGGUAGUUGAGCUCGGGGCAGGAUGUGGGAUAGCGGGAAUUGCAUUGGCAUCAAUGCUUCCCAACUGUUCGGUCUUACUCACGGACCUCCCCGAGGUUGAGGACAUAAUAACACGCAAUAUCAAUGCUGCCCAACUCGCAAGCAUGUCGAGUCUUCACUAUCAGAACCUUGACUGGAACGACCCACCGGAUGAGCUCUGCUCUCGGCCCAUUGAGCUCAUUCUUGUCUCUGAUUGUACAUACAAUGCAGACAGCUUGCCAGCGCUAGUCUCUACGCUCGACCGAUUGGUUCGGACAUCCCCAGAGGCAGUCAUAUUGGUAGCUCUGAAGAGACGACAUGACAGUGAAACGGUGUUUUUCGACUUGAUGCGGUCGGCGGGAUUUACGGCGGUGCAGGACAGCGUUGAGAUCCCCUCGCAGCAUGAUGAGGUGGAUGAGAUUGAGUUUUACUGCUACAGUCGACGAACCGGGGAAAUAUAG
Molecule: messenger RNA, 1068 nt
Organism: Penicillium samsonianum
Lineage: Eukaryota; Fungi; Ascomycota; Eurotiomycetes; Eurotiales; Aspergillaceae
Product: protein N-lysine methyltransferase family protein
Exons: 2
Coding region: 1-1068 (355 amino acids)
Source: RefSeq, a predicted model, not a curated record